UAAGCUGAUUCAGCAAAUAAAUUGAAGAGAAAGGCAGCGAUCCAGAUCUAUCAGCCAUGGUUUGCCCAUUAACAAGAACAUGGAAGCUGACAGCAAUAUCAAGUGGCUAUGGUUCCACUCGUUGCCGUAAUUUGAAUCCCAUGCUUUUCUUCUUAUCCACUACAUCCAAUGUACAAAAUAGAAGGCAGAGUUUGGCUACUUUGUCUUUUGAUUCCACAUCUUCAUCUUCGUUGAGCUGUUUUUGUUCAAAUUCUCCUGUCGCUGCUUACUCAAACAACAAAAAGUAUGUAUCAAAUGCAAGAAGCAAAGGUGGUUGUUUGACAUAUGUGCAUAGUGAUGACAAGGUUGAGAAAGGACCCACACCAAAAAAUGUGGAGAUUGAAGAAAAGAUGGUUGUUAGAAAGCAGCCUUUUUGGCAAAAACUUCUGUUUACAUCCAAGAAGAUCAGGAGUAUUCUCUUACUCAAUUUCAUCACCAUUGUUUUUGCAAGUGAUAUUCCAGUUAUAAAAGCAGUGGAAACUAUAAUGGCUCCAGCACCCUUCUCUGCUGUGCGGUUUGUGAUGUCAGCCAUCCCAUUCUUACCAUUUGUGAUUCAGGCACGAGAUGAUGUUCAGAUACGGAAGGCAGGGAUAGAGUUGGGACUCUGGGUCAGUUUGGGUUACUUUAUUGAGGCACUUGGUCUAAUUACAGCUGAUGCUGGGCGUGCAUCAUUUAUUUCUCUGUUUACAGUUAUCGUGGUACCAAUGCUCGAUAGCAUGUUAGGAGCUGUAGUACUUGCUCAUACUUGGUUUGGUGUUCUCAUGUCUGCACUUGGUGUUGCUAUGCUUGAAUGGAGUGGCUCUCCGCCAAAUUUUGGAGAUCUGUUAAGCUUUUUGAGCUCAAUAUUUUUUGGAAUUCACAUGCUUCGGACUGAACAUCUUUCUAGAAGCACAAAGGAGGAGAACUUCUUGGCACUUCUUGGAUAUGAGGUUUGUGUUGUUGCUCUGUUUUCAACACUCUGGGUUGUAAUUGAAGGAUGGUUUGAUGGCAACCAAGAUUUUGAUCAAUCAUCUUUGACAUGGGAACUGUUAUGGGACUGGAUGGUAACCUUUCCAUGGGUACCUGCACUAUAUACAGGCAUAUUCUCAACUGGAUUGUGCCUUUGGAUAGAGAUUGCUGCUAUGCGCGAAGUGUCAGCAACAGAAACAGCCAUUAUUUAUGGAAUGGAGCCACUAUGGGGAGCAGGUUUUGCAUGGUUUCUCCUUGGCGAAAGGUGGGGUGCAACAGGAUGGAUUGGGGCUGCUCUUGUGCUUGGUGGAAGCUUGAUGGUGCAGAUAUUCAGAUCGUCCACUUCAAAGGAAUCGAUAGAGGUUGAAAGAGGAAUUCAGAAAGGCAAUCUCCUGCUGGUUUCAGAAAUAGACGAAGGAGAAUUACAGAAAAAGCUAUCUACUUCACCAGUUGUUGUCAGAUCCAGAAAGGAUAUGAUAGAUAUGUUUUAAGUGAUCCAUCUCCAAGCUAUUUAUUGGUUCAUGAUUUCCUUUGCCUCUUGUUCGUGAGAUGAAACGGAGAUGGCAU
This is a messenger RNA of Durio zibethinus, 1554 nucleotides long. NCBI's taxonomy places the organism in Eukaryota, Viridiplantae, Streptophyta, Magnoliopsida, Malvales, Malvaceae. The record is from RefSeq and is a predicted model, not a curated record.